This is a messenger RNA of Salvia hispanica, 1268 nucleotides long. Lineage: Eukaryota; Viridiplantae; Streptophyta; Magnoliopsida; Lamiales; Lamiaceae. The record is from RefSeq and is a predicted model, not a curated record.
AUAUCCAUCUUUCUUUCCCUAUAUAAGACAUACUAUAUCCGUGGAUUAGUAGCAUCAUCAACCCUAAUCUCUAGAUCACAAAUAUGUCAAACAAUUUGAUGAAGAAAAAGCUUCAAGGCAAAGUAGCCAUUGUAACCGGCGGCGCCAGCGGCAUCGGCGAGACCACCGCCCGCGCCCUGGCAGACCACGGGGCGCGCGCGGUGGUGAUCGCCGACAUCCAGGCCGAAAAGGGCCGCGCCGUGGCGGAAUCCAUCGGGCUGGAGCGGUGCAGCUACGUCCAGUGCGACGUAACGGACGAGGAGCAGGUCGAGGCCAUGGUCGAAUGGACGGCGACGACCUACGGCGGCCUCGACGUAAUGUUCAGCAACGCCGGCACCACCACCAGACUCCCUCAGACCAUCCUGGAUUUGGAUUUUUCGGAGUACGACCGCGUGAUGCGGGUGAACGCGCGUAGCAUGGCGGUGUGUGUGAAGCACGCGGCGCGUAAGAUGGUGGAAUUGGGGACGAGAGGGGCUAUCGUGUGUAUGUCAAGUGCGGGGGCUGAGAAGGCGACGGUGGACAAGACGGACUAUAUGAUGUCGAAGCGGGCGGUGCUGGGGCUGAUGCGGUCGGCGAGCUUGCAGCUGGGCCGGCACGGGAUUCGGGUGAACAGCGUGUCGCCCGGGAUGGUGUACACGCCACUCGUCGAGGAGCUGGGGUAUGCGUGGGAGGAUAUGGAGAAGUACAUUGGGCCCUACAUGAGCUUGAAAGGGGAAACGCUCACGGCCGAGCACGUGGCCGAGACGGUGGCGUUUCUAGCUUCAGAUGAGGGCGCAUUGGUCACCGGAGUUGAUUUGGCGGUGGAUGGUGGGAUAAUUGCCACGCCAUUCCUUGAAUAAAUGUACUCCCUCCCUCCGUCCCAAGGAAGAUGACCCCUUCCUUGGGCGGCACGGGAUUUUAUGCAACUUUAUUUUGUGUGUUAAGUGGAGAGAGUAAAGUAAAAGAGAGGGAAUAAAGUAGAGAUAAAGGGUUUUCCAUUUUAAGUAAUGAGUCAUCUUGAUUGAGACAAAUAAAAAAGGAAAGUGGGUCAUCUUCAAUGGGACGGAGGGAGUAUCAAAUCUAUAAUAAAACUAGCAUUACACCUGUGAUAUGCACGAACAAAGAUGUUUUCAAACCAUGUAUUUAGAUUAUGUGAACAAUAUCGUUAUACGAAAAUUACAUUAAAAAAUGUUAUAUACUCCCUCUGUCCGCGAAUAGGAGUCCCACUCCAUUCCGGUACGGGUUUUAAU